CCUUGCUUCUUCGAGCUUCAAACCACCAUCCAAUUUGUCUGUCCGCUUUACCCCGGCACUCGUAUUGCUACUCGUAUCUGGCAAGCUGCAACAUACCUCGGAGGCUCGAACAACAGUCACCCCCUUUCACUCGUGAAUAGCUCCGAGAACGGAAUAGUCCGGUGAUCGGAGCAAUGUCGACAACCGACACUCUAUCACCUAGCAAGGGCAAGGUCCUACUAACUGGUGGAACUGGUUUUAUUGCCUCGCAUGUUCUGGACUGUCUGCUAGACCACGGUUUCGACGUUGUGGUCACGGUGAGAUCCCACGAAAAGGGGCAACGGAUCGUCAACUCUAUCGAUGAGGCAUUGCGACAGCAUGUCUCCUUCGCCAUAGUCGGGGAUUUCGUGAAGGAGGGCGCAUUUGAUGAGGCCGUCAUGACAGACCCCCCUUUCGACUAUGUCGUCCACACAGCCUCGCCAUAUCAGAUGCAUUGGGAAGACCCCCAAAGAGACUGCCUUGAUCCCGCCAUCAAGGGAAUAAGCGGCAUCCUCACUUCGAUAUACCGCCAUGCACCUGCAGUCAAACGCGUCGUCUUCACCUCCUCAUCCGCUGCCAUCCUCAACCCACCCAACCACCCCAAAGUCUACGAUGAAUCCUCCUGGUGCAGAGUUACACAGGAGGAAGCCAUGGACCCAGUGCACACUUACAGGGCCAGCAAGACCUACGCCGAGCAAUGCGCCUGGGACUUCCACAAGUCGCACCCGCACGACUUCAGCAUCGCCACCAUCAACAACACCUACACGUUCGGCCCGAUCCCGCGCAGCCUGGACAGCCUGGACCGGCUGAACACGUCCAACCACCGCAUCCGCGACCUCGUGCAGGGCGGCAUGCGCGGGGGGGUCGCCCCGACGGCGCCCGUUUUUACGUUCGUCGACGUCCGCGACGUGGCGCUGGCCCACGUGCGCGCCAUGACGGCGCCCGAGGCCGCCGGGAAGCGCUUCUACGUCGUCGGCGGCUUCUUCUCGAACCACCGCCUGGCGGGCAUCGUGAGGCGGCGGUUUCCGCAGCUCGAGGGGCAACUGCCGCCGGCGGAGGAGGAUGCCAAGGAUGAUUUCCCGGCAGAUCACUGGGCGUUUGAUAACUCGCGGUCCAAGGAGGUGCUGGGUCUGCAGUACACUGAGCUGGAGAAGAGUGUGGUGGAUACCGUGGAGUCGAUUUUGGCGUUUGAGGCGGCAGGACCGGAGGAGUAGAGGCCCAUUCCGGCGGCCUACUCUUUCAUGAUACAGAGCUUAGGUUGUCUCUUUCCUUCCUCUGGCUGGCAGUCAGUGUUUGUUGGGCCGUGGCUGGGGAUUCGGAGAUGCCGAGAGAUGCCCGUCCGCGGAGAGGUUGUCAUGAAUUGUGCCCCUCGAAUCGACGUCCUGCCAGGGGCACAGGGAAACAGGCAGAUAGGGUUUGGGUCUUGGGCCGAAGGAUUCCGAUGGUCCAAACUUAGACUGCCACUCGGGCCUUCCAACUUUCAAUCCUUUUCCGCAUUCAGCGGCUCCUAAAUCGGUAGCCCGGCAGGCGACUGUCCCCUUUUGACAUUCGGUCGCCUGGGAAGCAAGCUUCCCCCUUCGCACGACAU
Chaetomium fimeti is the source of this 1606-nucleotide messenger RNA. RefSeq lists its product as uncharacterized. Bases 174 to 1232 code for a protein of 352 amino acids. The record is from RefSeq and is a predicted model, not a curated record. Lineage: Eukaryota; Fungi; Ascomycota; Sordariomycetes; Sordariales; Chaetomiaceae. Gene Ontology annotation, molecular function: oxidoreductase activity, acting on the CH-OH group of donors, NAD or NADP as acceptor. The transcript has 5 exons.